Molecule: messenger RNA, 1017 nt
Organism: Chara braunii
Lineage: Eukaryota; Viridiplantae; Streptophyta; Charophyceae; Charales; Characeae
Source: the annotation of a GenBank genome assembly
UCUGAAGAGGAGGAGCGUUGGCACGCUGCAACUCAACAUUGGGCUGUAUUGCAAUCAAGCUUGCGCUCACUGCCACGUGGAAAGCUCUCCUCUGCGCACCRAGAUGAUGGAUCACAGGACGGCAGAGCAUAUCGUUAAUCUCCUAGAGAGGAGCAAAGAGAUCGCCGUUGUAGAUCUGACUGGCGGUGCUCCGGAGUUAAACCCUGCGUUCCGAUACCUUGUGAAAGAGGCCCGACAACUCGGAAAGGAAGUGAUAGAUCGUUGUAAUCUAACGGUUCUCUUCGUGGAAGGCCAAGAACACCUAGCCGAUUUCCUUGCUGAGAAUCAGGUUCGUGUUGUUGCCUCCCUCCCUUGCUACACCGUGGAGAACGUCUCUAAGCAACGAGGCGGAGGGGUGUUCAAGAAGAGUAUCGCAGCCCUCCAGAUGCUAAAUUCUCUGGGUUAUGGCAAAGAAGAGGCUUUCCUUCCUGCGGCACAGGACGUCUUGCAGGCAGCCUACAAGACGGAACUGUUCGAGGCGUACGGCAUAACCUUUAAUAACCUGUUCACUGUCACCAACAUGCCAAUUAAAAGGUUCGCCGACUAUCUGUAUCGCAAAGGGGAGAUGGAAUCCUACAUGAACCUGCUUCUCAGCAGCUUCAACCCGGUGGCAGUAGAUGGCGUCAUGCGUAGGGAUAUGGUCAGCGUCGGAUGGGAUGGGGCCUUGUUUAACUGUGAUUUCAACCAGCAAUUGGGGUUGGGAGUGGGAGGGCAAUCCGUGCCAUCGACCGUGUUUGAUCUGCAGUCGUUCGAUCAGCUGAUCGGCUGACCAAUCGCCGUAGACGAUCACUGUUAUGGCUGCACGGCGGGCCAUGGGUCGAGUUGCACUGGAGCUUUGACCACAUGAUUGAAGUAGUUCUGCGCACUGGUAGAAAAAAAAAAAUUGUUAUUCCUAAGUCACGCUCCCGCUUAACUAACAGACAUUCAUGUAGGCUUCCUGCAAACCAUUCAUUCAUUAAAUAAAAGUCUAUUAAACAC